Molecule: messenger RNA, 5468 nt
Organism: Salvelinus fontinalis (brook trout)
Lineage: Eukaryota; Metazoa; Chordata; Actinopteri; Salmoniformes; Salmonidae
Product: RAS guanyl-releasing protein 2-like
Exons: 18
Coding region: 633-2432 (599 amino acids)
Biological process (GO): Ras protein signal transduction; positive regulation of GTPase activity
Cellular component (GO): plasma membrane
Molecular function (GO): guanyl-nucleotide exchange factor activity; calcium ion binding
Source: RefSeq, a predicted model, not a curated record
AUUGAGCUAAACCAUUGCAUUGUGAACCACAUAGCAGAGCACACGUGAGUUAGUACGGCUCUAGGGAUCAACAGAAAUGAGGGUAGCCUAAGCAGCAACAGCCAUCUAUUUUAACUUGGUGCUAAGUGCAGGCGGUAGUUCGUUGCACGGGCAGAAAUGUGCAUUUGGGACCUGUAGCAUCAACUCCAACGGAUCUCCUAUUUGAAACUUAUGACUUCAUUUCCCGCAUAAUUUUCUGCGUCUUUUUCCAAGGACUUGCAAGUGCAUGCAUGGGCUUUAUCAUUUGGUUUAGGGGCUACCAAAAAGGCUAUACCCUAACAGUUAGAUCAUCGGAACAGCCAGCCUGCAUUGUCGGGUAAUUUGUUUAUGAAAGGUAUCUUGGCACACUGUCUGACAUUAUUGACUGGGCAGACAUUUCGUGUGAUGGGACUCUUCAAACUCUGAAGUUCGUUCCAGUCAUUGGCAGCAGAGAACUGGAAGGAAAGGUGACCAAAUGAAGAAUUGGCUUUGGGGGUGACCAGUGAAAUAUACCUGCUGUUAAGUCUGCCGGCAUUGAGUGCAUCUGAAUUGGGAAGAGAGGGUAGAGGACAGAGAACACUGGGAAACAAGAGGAAGAGAGGAGGAGGAGAAAAAUGGAGGCCAUAUCUUUAGAUCAGUCUGCGACGGUGGAUGAGCUGGUGGAAGCGUGCAUCCAAGCCUUUGAUGAGACGGGCACUUUGAAGGACCCCUCCCUAGUGCGUAUGUUUCUUAUGAUGCACCCUUGGUACCUUCCCUCUACCGACAUGGCAAAGAAACUACUGCUCAAAUCACAGGAGGAGAGCUGCACUGCUGAGCUCAGGACAAGAAUCUGCCACUUGGUGAAGUACUGGAUCAGUGAGUUCCCAGCGGAGUUCAAUCUGAACCCAGAGCUGGCAGAGCAGAUCAAAGACCUCAAGGACCUCUUGACCACUGAGGGGAACGAGCGGCAGAGUCAGCUCAUCGACAUCGACAGUGUGCCGUCAUACAAGUGGAAGCGUCAGGUGACCCAGAGGCAGCCAUCCAUGUCUAAGAAGAGGAAGAUGUCUCUGCUGUUUGACCACUUGGACUCCAGCGAGCUUGCCACACACCUCACAUACCUGGAGUACAAGUCCUUCUGCAAGAUACUGUUCCAGGACUACCACAGCUUUGUGAUGCAUGGCUGCACGGUAGACAACCCCAUCCUGGAGCGCUUCAUCACACUCUUCAACAGUGUGUCUCAGUGGAUCCAGCUGAUGGUGCUCAGCAAGCCAACCGCCCCCCAGAGGGCUGCAGUCAUCUCCCACUUCAUCAGAGUGGCUCAGAAACUGCUCCAGCUUCAGAACUUCAACACUCUGAUGGCUGUGGUGGGGGGGCUCAGUAACAGCUCCAUAUCUCGCCUCAAAGACACCCAGUCACACAUCAGCAACGAGACCAACAAGGUGUUCAACAGCCUGAUCGAACUGGUGACGUCGUGCGGCAACUACAGCCAGUACCGACGUCGUUUCGCCGACUGCACAGGCUUCCGUUUUCCUAUCCUGGGCGUGCACCUCAAGGACCUGAUCGCCGUGCACGUGGCGCUGUCCGACUGGGCCGACCCGGGCAAGAGCAGGGUCAACCUGGCCAAGAGCCAACAGCUGUAUGUUAUCCUCCAGGAGUUGGCGCUGAUCCAGACCACGCCACCCAGCAUCGAUGCCAACACAGACCUACUUAACCUACUUACGGUGUCUCUGGACCAGUACCACACAGAAGAGGAGAUCUACCAGCUGUCUCUACAGAAAGAGCCACGCAGUGCUAAACCGGCGAACUCCGGCUCCGCCCCUGCUCCUGCCCCCAAGCCAUCGAUGAUUGACGAGUGGGCUGCGUCGGUGAAGCCCAAAGCCGACCCUGCGGUCAUCAACAAACACAUAGAGAAGAUGGUGGACUCUGUCUUCAAGAACUUUGACACGGACGGGGACGGUCACAUCUCCAGGGAGGAGUUUGAGAUCAUCAGGAACAACUUCCCCUACCUCAGCAAGUUUGGAGAACUGGACAAAAACCAAGAUGGGCAGAUCAGCCGGGAAGAGAUGAUCGACUACUUCAUGAAGGCCAGCUCUCUGCUCAACUGUAAGAUGGGCUUCAUCCACACCUUCACAGAGACCACCUAUGUCAAACCCACCUUCUGUGAACACUGCGCUGGCUUUAUAUGGGGCUUCUACAAACAGGGAUACAAGUGUAAAGCGUGUGGAAUUAAUUGUCACAAGGCGUGUCGAGGUCGUCUGGCUGUGGAGUGUCGUAAACGGACCAAGAGCAUCAGCCAUGAGCAUGCCCCCUCCCUUCAGGCUCGCUCCUACAGCUUCCCCCUCCCGGCCAACACCCCACCCAGCCUACAGAACACAGUGAUUGUAGAGGAAGAUCUCCAGGCAGUGGAGGAAGGUGUGUUUGAUGUCCAUCUAUAACCAGAUGAUAACCAAUAGGCAGACCUGGUCUGUUAUGUCCCUUCAGAAGUCCUGCGUACUCUGGCAUUCAUACAGCCAAACACUGCCAGGAGGAAACAACAGUAGUCGGGAGCCAGAAGCCUGCCGGGGUCUGUUCAGCAGGGUACAACGUUACAUAGCGCAGAUAUAAAUGUAUCAUCUAGUACAAAUAUGAUUGUCUGUCGUGUAGAAGAGGGAGUCGUUUCAGCUCUAUCUAUUCCAUUUCUAUCUGCAACAUUCAGACUGCCAUUAGGUAGAACAGAUAUGAUUGUCUGUCGUGUAGAAGAGGGAGUCGUUUCAGCUCUAUCUAUUCCAUUUCUAUCUGCAACAUUCAGACUGCCAUUAGGUAGAACAGAUAUGAUUGUCUGUCGUGUAGAAGAGGGAGUCGUUUCAGCUCUAUCUAUUCCAUUUCUAUCUGCAACAUUCAGACUGCCAUUAAUUAAGUAGAACAGAUAUGAUUGUCUGUUGUGUAGAAGAGGGAGUCGUUUCAGCUCUAUCUAUUCCAUUUCUAUCUGCAACAUUCAGACUGCCAUUAAUUAAGUAGAACAGAUAUGAUUGUCUGUCGUGUAGAAGAGGGAGUCGUUUCAGCUCUAUCUAUUCCAUUUCUAUCUGCAACAUUCAGACUGCCAUUAAUUAAGUAGAACAGAUAUGAUUGUCUGUCGUGUAGAAGAGAGAACGUUGUCCACUUUAUUCAAGGCAUGUCACACACAGAGCGAGAGAGAGAGAGAGAGAUGCCGCCACAUAGUGGAAAAAUACUGCAAAUGCAUACCUUACAUUUACUCAAGAUUUAAACUCCCUCAAUUUAAGUGCAUUUGUACGAAAUGUCUUUCUGUGUUAAAUCUAUAUUUUAAAAUCAGUACGUAGGCCCAUGUUUUCAUAUCUCUUACAUAGUUUAAACACUGAAUACAGACAAUAAAAUCCCAUUGUGUUUAAUGUAAUGUUAUUACCUUCAAGUCUAAGUGGUAUGUUUCAGCUCUGCAUUUAGCUACCUGUUGUUAUUAUUAUGUCUAUAUCAAUAACCUAAACGAUGUCUCUCCAAAAUAUAAGAGGUGCUGUUAUUGCCAAGAAAGAAUGCAAAGGCUACAUGCCACCUGGACUUCCAACUGCUUUCUCUGGAAAAAAAGCUUUUUCUUUGUCGGAGUAUCUUGGUAUCUUGCUUCUUUGUAAACGUUAUGGGAGAAACUUUAAAACACACGGUGUGUUUGAUGUCAGAGAUGAAAUGUUUCAGCUCCAGAACUACUGCUGCUUUCGUGGAUUGGGUAUCAAACCGCUAUCUAUCACAACAACAACAACAACUACUCAUAUGGACUGUGGAGCGUACAUCCUGAAUUUGAAUAGCAUUUGAAUGCUGUUGUAUUUUUGUCCUCCUGUUUACCUGAAUAUCAAUGCUUUUCCUAUGGUAAUUUGACUGUGGUGUGUGUAUGCACGGUAUACUGUUGUAAUACUGUUAUGUUUCAGUGCACCGACACGGGACCUUUCCUCUCUCAGUAACUUUCAAUGUAGUUUGAAACGGUGAAUGUAUCACAUUGUCCUGAGAAUUGACAUCUAUUUUAACGUCUAUUUUAAUACGAGACAUGUAAGUCUAUUGUCUUGUCAAGCAUGCUUCAAGGGGAUCCACAUUUGCCAAAAUGUCUCAAGUGUAUUUUUAAUGUCGCACGUAUAUAUAUAUUUUUUAAUGGCAACAUGAAAUCCUGUAGGCGAGAGACUCUCCUCAAUGUAUUAGUUUGGGGUCUGUAUCCUCUGAGGGUCAGUCCCACAAUGUUCGCUGUUUAUGUAUCUUUGAAUGAAGUACUUCCUCUGGCUUUCAUUAAUACUGUAUAGUAUAUCCUGCUUCUUUACUUAUGUCCAAAACUAAACUGCCAGCCCUACCAUGGCAGUUUCUCCUGGACAAGGGUAUAAUUUGUUACAGUAAGGGAACUAAUGCUUUAAUUUGAUGUCAUGUUGGUAACUCUGUGGACAUGUCUCUGCUGUUCCUGUGUUAAAUGCAGAAUGCGUCACUCUGCUAUUUGUUUUAAGAAAGAUGUACAACAUGAAAGGACUAAUAGCACAGCAACCCAGUGACGCACCGUGUGUGUUUGUGACUCUUACAGAAUUCAUGCCCGCCACCCAUUCCUUAUUUAAAGUUUAUAUCUAACCCACUUUCCCUACCAUCAUAUAGUUGCUUGACGUCCGGUAUUGGAAUUCUUAACCAGCCGGCCAUGCGCUCUGUUAUUACCAAAGAAACUAAGGGCUCUAUUCAAUCCGUAUUGCAGAAGUUACAGCGUGAUUGAAAUUUAAAGGCAAUGUUCCUGCGUUAGCCAAGACUGCAUUCACCUUAAACGUAGUAUGUGGCGACUCAAUCGGAAAUUAAGUUUGCAUUUCUAUCGGGCAAUCUGUAACGCUCCAGCUUCGCCCUCAUGUGGGUGCUAGCAAGCAGGCAAGGUAGUGCUAGAUACCAACAUCCAAUCAAGCCGUGUCUGGAAGCUAUAGUGAGCUUUGCUUGGACAAUAGCGUUGCGAUAGCGCAGAGUAUUUGCAUAAAGUUCAGCUUUCCCCAACUUUGGUCCUGCCUUGUUCAAGCUCCCUCGCCCAUGUUCGCAUCGCCCAACAGUCCCCCCCCCCCCGCACACUUCACUUCCCUCCUUUGAAAAUGAACGGGCUCCGUUGUUUCAUCGCCCCCCAAUUUGUUAUGUGGAAAUGCACCGUCAGUCGAUAACCUCUAUUUGAUUCCUCAGCUUCCAUCUCACACAUUGAUUCAUGCAGCUAUUUCAUCUGAUGUUAUUGUAUUGAAUAUUUCUGAAUUCUCUCAUGUGGGAUGAAUGGAGAGUUCUUCUCACCUUGCAGUCUCUUAGUCUUGUUGCUUCAUUGACUGAGCGGGGAUGUUUCACUUAUUUUCUUAGCUGAGGUGUAAUUACAUUAGCAGAGUUGUCAAGGACUGUCUGAACUGAUUGUUAGAAUGUCCUUAGAACACACACACACCGAGGCCUGUGUUCACGCCUGUACUAAUCAAAUGAAUUAGGAAUAUAGUGAACUGAUUACA